AUAACCUCCAUAAAUUUUUCUUUGUUUACAAACAGUAUAUGUAGGAAAAUAUUUAUUAACUGCAUUAAUACUUUGAAAAUAAACAAUUUAUGUGACUUCCACACAAUGGGGGAACCAUCAGUAAAACGAUACAGAAAGAGUGAAACUGAAGAAAAAGAGUCAGAUUCGGACGACGGUUAUGUUCCAUAUGUCCCAAUCAAAGAAAGAAAGAAACAGAAGUUAAUGAAAUUGGGUCGAAUAGGUCAGCUAAAAGAAGCAGAACAGAAGGCAAAGUCAUCAAGUGAAAAUGAAACCAAUGAUGAUGAGGAUGAAGAUGAAUUGUGGGGUCGCAAGAACAAUAUUUCCCUCCUGGAUCAACAUACAGAGCUUAAAAAGCUAGCUGAAGCUAAAAAGGUGAGUGCUGUAGAAAGACAGUUAAAGAAAGAGGAGGAAAUAUUGGAAAUUGUGGCAGAGAAAAAAGCUUUAAUGGGUGUGUCUGAACUGGCAAAGGGCAUCCAAUACAGUGACCCAAUAAAAACAAGUUGGACACCACCAAGGUACAUUUUACAAAUGCCCCAGUCAAGACAUGACAAAUUAAGAACAGACCUGAGGAUAUUGGUGGAAGGCGACGAAAUUCCACCGCCCUUAAGAACGUUUAAGGAGAUGAAACUCCAUGAAGGAAUCAUCAGUGCUUUAAAGGAAAAGCACAUUAAAAAACCCACACCUAUACAAAUCCAAGGCAUUCCUACUGUUUUGUCAGGGAGGGAUAUGAUAGGAAUCGCGUUCACGGGCUCUGGGAAAACGCUUGUGUUCGUGCUACCUUUGGUAAUGUUCUGUCUGGAGCAGGAAGUGAAAAAGCCUUUUAUCAAGAAUGAAGGACCAUAUGGAUUAAUAAUCUGUCCGUCCCGGGAACUGGCCAAACAAACCUUCGACAUCAUCCUGCACUUCUGCAACAGCUUAAAGAAACACAACAUGCCCGAGAUUCGCAGUUGCUUAGCCAUUGGUGGCGUGCCAGUUACGGAGGCGAUAGAAACCAUUCAAAGGGGCGUGCACAUCAUGGUGGCCACACCAGGAAGACUGAUGGACAUGUUGGAGAAAAAGAUUGUGAAAUUAUCGGUGUGUCGUUACUUAUGCAUGGACGAGGCCGACAGGAUGAUUGACUUGGGCUUCGAAGAGGACGUGAGGACCAUUUUCUCAUACUUUAACGGUCAAAGACAGACGUUGUUGUUCUCGGCGACGAUGCCCAAGAAGAUUCAAAACUUCGCCAGAUCGGCCCUGGUGAAGCCGGUUACGAUUAACGUCGGAAGAGCUGGCGCCGCCUCCAUGAACGUUAUUCAAGAAGUCGAAUACGUGAAACAGGAGGCUAAAAUCGUCUAUCUGCUGGAGUGCCUGCAAAAGACUGCUCCGCCAGUUCUCAUUUUUGCUGAGAAAAAGCAGGACGUGGACGCGAUCCACGAGUAUCUGCUGCUGAAGGGAGUCGAAGCUGUGGCGAUUCAUGGAGGAAAAGAUCAGGAGGAGCGUUCUAGGUCAGUGGAGGCGUUUCGAAAACAGGAGAAAGAUGUACUAGUGGCUACAGACGUGGCUUCCAAAGGUUUAGAUUUUGCCGAUGUUCAGCAUGUCAUAAACUAUGAUAUGCCCGACGACGUAGAGAAUUAUGUUCACAGGAUUGGUCGUACUGGACGAUCGGCUAAACGAGGCUUGGCAACAACAUUCAUCAAUAAAUCAAAUGACGAAUCAGUUUUGUUGGAUCUGAAACACUUACUCAUGGAAGCCAAGCAAAAAGUACCCACAUUCUUGGCAGAAUUAUGUUCAGAGAACGAAAAAUACUUGGAACUUGGAGACGAAAGAGGUUGCAGUUAUUGUGGUGGUUUGGGUCACAGAAUUACGGAUUGUCCAAAGCUGGAAGCGUUGCAGAACAAACAGGCUUCAAAUAUUGGAAGGAGAGACUAUUUGGCUAAUACUGCAGCUGACUAUUAAAUGUAUUUUAAAUAUUUUUAAUUAUAAUAAAAAAUAUAAAUAAAUUUGAUUAACA
Molecule: messenger RNA, 2011 nt
Organism: Aethina tumida (small hive beetle)
Lineage: Eukaryota; Metazoa; Arthropoda; Insecta; Coleoptera; Nitidulidae
Gene: abs
Product: ATP-dependent RNA helicase abstrakt
Exons: 9
Coding region: 106-1956 (616 amino acids)
Biological process (GO): mRNA splicing, via spliceosome
Cellular component (GO): spliceosomal complex
Molecular function (GO): ATP binding; RNA binding; zinc ion binding
Source: RefSeq, a predicted model, not a curated record